Molecule: messenger RNA, 687 nt
Organism: Magallana angulata
Lineage: Eukaryota; Metazoa; Mollusca; Bivalvia; Ostreida; Ostreidae
Exons: 3
Coding region: 10-603 (197 amino acids)
Source: RefSeq, a predicted model, not a curated record
AAACAUAAGAUGUUCUUAGAAGUGCUAGCUCUGGUUUGUCUGCUGUCAAAACCACUUGGUGCCAGAAACCCCGCAACUGCUAGUACGCCUGUGAUAUCUUAUAAUGUCAAAGAAAACCGUGCUCUUAGAGUUGCAGGAAACCCAGGAUCGUCCUGUGGACUCGAUAAAAACCUGUUUCAUGGCAGCAGCGAGUGUCUUAUUGCGUGUUUGACUAAGUCGAAUCAUUUGUAUGGCUUUGGAUGGAAUAAGAAUUCAUCGGAGUGUCGCUGCUGCAGGCAGCCCAUUUUGACCGGUGCAAAUAAAGUUGACGACGAAGGCUGGGAAACAUAUUUGGCAGGUUGUUUAGAUAGCUUCUCUAUCGUGUAUCACGAGGAAACACCAAGAUGUCUGUAUCACAUGAACCAGCGAAUUGACAUGCCACAUUCAGAGGCAAUGUCAACUUGCGAAAAUCUUGGAGGGAUAUUGGUUAAAUCCCCAUCUCAUGAUUAUAAUUGGAUGAAGGCGUUGGUCAACUUCAUUGGUUCCGGUUUUUCUUUCGAAGUUGUCGAAGAUGAUGCUCUCAAGCCAUUUAUUUGUGAAAAGGAUCCUGCUUUCGAAAUCUGAAAUUAAACGUUUGGUUACUUAAAACAUUCAAAGAACAAAACUAUGGACAAAUGGAGAAUAUCAUCUUAACUAGUAACUGUUUUA